Molecule: messenger RNA, 3287 nt
Organism: Neltuma alba
Lineage: Eukaryota; Viridiplantae; Streptophyta; Magnoliopsida; Fabales; Fabaceae
Product: TMV resistance protein N-like
Exons: 5
Coding region: 37-1932 (631 amino acids)
Biological process (GO): signal transduction; defense response
Molecular function (GO): ADP binding; ATP hydrolysis activity
Source: RefSeq, a predicted model, not a curated record
AUUGCCCCUGCUGCCUGAUUCCGUCCAUAAGCGGCGAUGGCUUCUUCUUCUUCUUCCGGUUCUCCCUGGACUUACGAUGUGUUCUUGAGUUUCAGAGGCGAAGACACCCGUUACGGUUUCACUUCUCAUCUUACUGAGGCUCUGAGACACUCAGGAAUCCAUUCUUUCAUGGAUGAUUCAGGGAUUGAGAGGGGAGAGAGGAUCUCUGGCUCGAUAUUGCAAGCAAUUGAAAGAUCAGGAAUUGCGUUACCAAUUUUCACUCCGGCUUAUGCUUCUUCCCAUUAUUGCCUGGAUGAACUGGUGAAAAUGAUGGAGUGUCAAAGAACUCAAGCUCAAGUGGUCAUGCCAAUAUUCCAUGACGUGGAGCCGUCAGAUGUUCGUAAUCAGAGAGGCAGAUACGGCGAAGCAAUGGAACGACACGAGCAAAGGUUGGGAAGGGGCAGUGAUCGGGUGAUGCAGUGGAGGCAGGCACUUACCCAAGCUGCCAACAUUUCCGGCUUUAUUUCCUCGCCAAAUCGGAAUCAACUUGGUCUGAUUGAGGAUAUUGUUGGGGCUGUUUCAGAAAAAUUAGACUCUGGACAAUUGUUUAUUGCUGACCAUCCAGUGGGAGUGGAGUCACGAGUUCAUGAACUGACAAUGGAAUGGUUAAAAGAGAGAUCACCAAAACCUCUUACCAUAGGUCUCUUUGGGAUGGGAGGCGUUGGCAAAACCACUAUUGCCAAAGCCAUUUACAAUAAAAUUAGUCGUCAGUUUGGUGCAAGAAGUUUCCUUGCAAAUAUAAGAGAGAAUUCAAAGCAUGCUAGUGACCUAGUUAAUUUGCAAAAGCAACUCAUUUGUGAUAUCACCAAAACACAAGUUUUCAAGAUACCUAAUAUUGAUAGAGGGAAAAAAAUAAUCCAGGAAAGAUUUCCCAACAUAAAAGCAUUUCUUGUGUUGGAUGAUGUGGAUCGCAUCAAUCAACUAAAAGGAUUGUGUGGGAGUCACAAAUGGUUUUGUCCAGGGAGUGUAAUAAUCAUAACAACUAGAGAUCUGCGCUUGCUUCAUUUUAUUAAAGCUGGCUAUAAGUAUAGAGUGAGAGAAAUGAAUAAAAUUGAGUCUCUUGAGCUUUUAAGUUGGCAUGCUUUUGACCAAGCAACUCCAUUAAAAGAUUUGAUUGAACUUUCCAAGGAAGUAGUUGAUUAUUGUGGGGGACUUCCACUUGCUCUUGAAAUCCUUGGUUGUUGUUUGCGUGACAGAACAAUUCAAGAGUGGAAGGCUGUAUUGUCCAAACUACGAAGAAUUCCUAACCAAGAUAUACAUGCAAAGUUAAAAAUAAGUUAUGAUGGAUUGAACGAUUAUAUGGAGAAGGAUAUUUUCCUCGAUAUAUGUUGCUUCUUUGUCAAUAAGAAUAGGAACUAUGUUACAAAGAUAUUAGAUGGCUGCGGACUUCAUGCAAAAUAUGGACUACAAAUCCUCAUAGAGCGAAGCCUCAUAAAAGUUGGUAGGAAUAAAAAGCUUGAAAUGCAUGAUUUAUUACAAGAAAUGGGAAAAGAAAUCAUCCGUGGAAGCCCACCCAAUGACCCUGAGAAACGCAGUAGAUUAUGGUUUCAUGAAGAUGUACUUGAUGUCUUAGCAGCACAUACGGGAACUGAAGCUAUUGAGGGUAUAUCUCUAAAGGUUCAAGGAAGUCAUAGAGAGUGUCUCAUUGAUUCUGUGGCAUUUAAGGAGAUGAAGAAACUUAGAUUGCUCCAACUAGAUGAUGUCAAUCUUAAAGGAGAUUAUAAGCAUCUUUCCAAAAAGCUAAGGUGGCUCUGUUGGCACAGAUUUCCAUUGAAAUACAUUCCAAGCAACUUUUGCCAAAAAGAAUUAGUUGCUAUUGACCUCAAAUAUAGCAGCCUCAGUAGUUUGGAAAGAGCCCCAGUUGCUGGAGAUGCUGAAGACACUCAAUCUUAGUUGUUCGUCUUGGUUGAGACAAACUCCUGAUUUUACAAAAUUACCAAGCCUUGAAAGGCUAGUGAUGAAAGAUUGUCCGAGCUUGAUUUUAAUUCAUGAGAGCAUUGGAGAUCUAAAAAAUCUUCUUCAUGUGAACCUAAAAAAUUGCAAGUGCCUCAGAAAACUUCCUAGAAGCGUCUACAAGUUGAAAUCAUUAAAAACUCUUAUUCUUUCUGGUUGUUCAUUGAUUGACCAUUUAGAGGAAGAUUUUGAGCAGAUGGAAUCCAUGACAAUACUAAAGGCAGAUAACACUGCCAUAACAGUAGUACCCAAGUCAUUAGCAAGAUUGGAAGUGCUUAAGCAUGGAUAUGUAUGUUUCCCUGGCCUUGAAGGAAGAGCACAAGAUAUAUUUCCUUCUCUCAUAUGGUCUUGGAUGUCACCCACUGAUAUUCGCGAGUCCAGUAGUGAAGCAUUUUUGCUGAGCAUAUCAUCUCCAUUUUUCUCAGUUGUACAGAAUGGUAGCUUUCAUGGCCUAUCUCCAUUUCCAAGCGAUUUUGCCAAGCUUCGAGGUAUGUGGGAGGGAUGCCGAUCACAGUCUCGAUUCAAUAGAGAAACGGAAAGAGGUUUGGAUGCCUUGUAUGGGACAAACUUUAUGGAAUUGGAAUCCACGCCAAGCACAUCAAAAUUCUCAUACAUGGAAGCUCCUGUAUCAUCUGACUGUCAUGAUCGAGCUCACAAUGCAACGCCAGCAGAUUCCUCCAAUUCCCUUUUAAUUCAAAUGGCAAAGAGCAGCAAAGUAGACAUAUUGAAAGACAAAAUACUACAGGGAUGGAAUAAUGGUGGGGGGGAUGAUUCUUACCUACCUGGUGAUCAGUAUCCUGACUGGCUCAUUUACAAGGGCAAAGGACACUCUGUAAUUUUUAAGGUGCCUCAAGUCAUAGGUUGUCAUUUGAAAGCGAUGCUUCUCAAUGUUGUGUAUUGUUCUUGCAUGGAUAACACAACGCCUCAAUUUCUCCUGAAUGUUCUGAUCAUUAACUACACGAAAGCUACUGUUGAACAUCGUGAGGGAGACUGGGCAACUUUCCAUGAAGAUGUAGAAUGGCAGAGUAUCAUAUUCUAAGUGUUCAACCUGGUGAUCUGGUGGAGCUUGUUUUAAGCAUUGGGCCUCAAUUUCCUGUCAAGAUGAUUGCAGCAUACCUGAUUUAUGAAGGUUCUAAGAGUUGCAGGUUAUUGAAAUAAUUGUUGCACAGCCUGAUUUUGGUUUGUAAUAUAGCCUCGCUACUUCUGUCCUAGCUGCAACUUUCUAUGCAGGGAACAUGGCGAUUACGCAGCUUUUUAAAUAAGAUAAUGAUACUUCAAGAGUCCAAAUUUGAAAA